AGCACCAUGAAGACAUCACUUCCUUAUAAGUGCUGAGACAUGGCCGAGAAACUGACAGAAGACCAAAUUGUCGAGUUGAGAGAAGCUUUUUGUGCCGUGGACCGUGACAACGAUGGCACCAUAACCAUCAAGGAGCUGGGUACACUCAUGCGGUCCCUGGGACAGAACCCUACCGAGAAUGAGAUGGAGGAUAUCUCAAACGACGUUGACCCUGACGGUGAAGGAGCGAUCAAUUUUGUGGACUUCCUGCACGUGAUGGCCAAACGUCAAAGUGACACGGAGAGAGAAGACGAACUGAGGGCAGCGUUUAGAGCUUUUGACGCCGACAACAACGGAUAUAUUGAUAAGACUGAACUGAGAAAUGUGAUGACAGACAUUUGUGACGACAUCACCAGAGAAGACAUAGAUGAAAUGUUCCAGCACUUCGACAGAAAUGGUGACGGUAGGAUACCAUAUGAAGAAUUCAUCUCAUCGGUGAUGGCGAUGGAGAGGGAAGAGUUACAGCAAAAGAAAUAG
Molecule: messenger RNA, 516 nt
Organism: Branchiostoma belcheri (Belcher's lancelet)
Lineage: Eukaryota; Metazoa; Chordata; Leptocardii; Amphioxiformes; Branchiostomatidae
Product: calmodulin-alpha-like
Exons: 6
Coding region: 40-516 (158 amino acids)
Cellular component (GO): cytoplasm
Molecular function (GO): calcium ion binding
Source: RefSeq, a predicted model, not a curated record